CGAACCUCCUCCUCCAUAGCCAUGCGGACUUUUUUCACGUUUCAACACAAACACUGGCUGCGUGAAGGUGUUUCAAGUCGUCUUUUCAUUUCCCCCGAUUCACAAUAAAGAGGCGCGCGAUGCAGGUGGUGCAGAUGCUGAGGGGCGCGGUGAAGUAUGCUGGGAGCGGUCCCCGAUUGAUCUCGGCGGUGCGCGCUGUGAGUUCAUCCUCACAACACUUUGGGAUAACUCGUCCCCCGUCCUGCACCAAUACCGACCACCCCAAAGUCCUCAUCACUGGAGGGCUUGGUCAGCUCGGGGUGGGGCUCGCCAAGUUGCUAAGGAGACGCUUCGGAAAGAACAACGUGAUCCUGUCUGACAUCCGGAAACCCCCCAACCAUGUCUACCAUAAUGGGCCGUUCAUCUUCUCAGACAUCCUGGACUACAAAAACCUCAGGGAGAUCGUGGUGAACAACAACAUCAGCUGGCUGGUUCACUACUCUGCUGUGCUGUCUGCUGUGGGGGAGAGCAACGUUGCGCUGGCCAAAGAGGUCAACAUCACAGGUCUCCAUAACAUAUUAGACAUAGCAACCGAACAUGGUCUGCGUGUGUUUGUCCCCAGCACGAUCGGUGCCUUCGGUCCGUCCUCACCCAGGGACCCCACCCCGGAGCUGUGUGUGCAGAGGCCACGCACCAUCUACGGCGUGUCCAAGGUCCAUGCGGAGCUGAUGGGUGAGUACUACCAUCACAGGUACGCACUGGAUUUCCGCUGUCUCAGGUAUCCAGGCAUCAUCUCAGCCGACUCUCAGCCUGGAGGGGGAACCACAGACUACGCGGUCCAGAUCUUCCACGCAGCUGUGAAGACGGGUAGUUUUGAGUGCAACCUGCGCAGUGACACGCGGCUCCCUAUGAUGUACAUUGACGACUGUCUCAGGGCGACUCUGGAGAUCCUGGAGGCUCCCGCAGAGUCACUGCUCAGCCGCACCUACAACAUCAACGCCACAAGCUUUACGCCGCGCGACCUCACCAAGGAGAUACAGAAAGCCCUGCCUGACCUCAAAGUCACCUACAACGUGGACCCGAUCCGACAGGCCAUAGGUGACACCGCCGGGUGUAAAGAUAUCUCCGCUUUCACGUCGCGACUACAACCAAAGUUUACAAAUCGCUCCCCUUGUCUCCCGUGUUUUCAGCGGACGGCUGGCCGAUGGCGUUGGAGGACGGCAAUGCGCGGCGGGACUGGGGCUGGAAGCACGAGUACGACCUCUCCGAGUUGGUGCGGACCAUGCUGAGUCACAUCGCUACGAGCAACCAGCUCGCACAAGCCUCCUGAGCCUUGCGUAGCUUUUAUUUAUUUAUUUUUCUUGCAACGCAAUACGAAAGAAAAUGCUUUAUUUGGCAGUGAAUGUAACACUGCAGAUUAAGAGGACGUCUCGCCCCGUGUUACACAUUAAAAAGGUAAAUUAAUAUAAAAUAAUAAGACAGGGGAUUUAGUAUUUACAUUAUUCAAAUUAAACUAAAAUACGACCCUCCAUAUCAGAGGCAUAAAACCAUUCCAGACCUCCUCGGCCAUCAUCCAGCUUUUAUGUAAAACCAAUAUGAUGCAAGAGCAUGCUGGGUACUAUCACCGCGUUCAGUCCUCUCUGUGAAUGUACUGUAUGUAAUUAUGUAUUUAUGUUGUAUUUCUGAGAAUAUGCGGAUGACUCUGCCAGCCUGCUGUAUAGGCAGCCGUCGUCUGUAGCAGCUAAACGCUUGCCUUAAAGCUCCCAUCCUGAGAACCAGUUGGCUUUGAGCUCCAGCUUCACUCCCAGCUGGUCACCAAUAUGUACUAUAAGCAUAAACACUGAAAGGCUUUACCUCGUGUUACUAUAAAAACGGGUAAACCUAGCUAGCGUUACUGUAGGGAUAGUUUAAAGGUGCUCGGACCGUAGUUGCCUGGCAUGAAAAUAAGUGUUUGAGAAUGGCUUCCGACAGCCAAUUCACUUUUUCACUACCGUAGGUGCUUUUAAUAUUUAUUUUACUGGAUUUCUGUUGUAAUGAUUUUUAUCGUUGCUUUCGUCCUUUGCGUUGGACAUUCAUGAAUGUUCAAUCAACAGAAGCGUUGGCGGUUCCUUUGAGGGGGAAAUGGAGUUGUUCAGUCUUGCAGCUGUACUUUAAGGGCUUAGAUCUGUCUCGUAGUUAAAACAUUUUUUAUUUAUUUAUAACGCUAUUCUUUGCAGGAUUUUCUGGUUUUUUUCCAAAUAAAUACCUGAAUGAAACCAGCAACCAA
This is a messenger RNA of Cyclopterus lumpus (lumpfish), 2245 nucleotides long. Its product is annotated as L-threonine 3-dehydrogenase, mitochondrial-like. Gene Ontology annotation, molecular function: L-threonine 3-dehydrogenase activity. Bases 120 to 1268 code for a protein of 382 amino acids. The record is from RefSeq and is a predicted model, not a curated record. Gene Ontology annotation, biological process: L-threonine catabolic process. The transcript is spliced from 9 exons. NCBI's taxonomy places the organism in Eukaryota, Metazoa, Chordata, Actinopteri, Perciformes, Cyclopteridae.